Messenger RNA from Cuculus canorus (common cuckoo), 6250 nucleotides. It is a transcript of the gene PARP14, whose product is annotated as poly(ADP-ribose) polymerase family member 14. NCBI's taxonomy places the organism in Eukaryota, Metazoa, Chordata, Aves, Cuculiformes, Cuculidae. The transcript has 19 exons. Gene Ontology annotation, cellular component: cytoplasm; nucleus. Gene Ontology annotation, molecular function: transcription corepressor activity; RNA binding; NAD+ poly-ADP-ribosyltransferase activity. Bases 63 to 5789 code for a protein of 1908 amino acids. The record is from RefSeq and is a predicted model, not a curated record. Gene Ontology annotation, biological process: negative regulation of gene expression.
GGCGGAGCGCUCCGAAAAGCGAAACCGAAAGCGGGGUCGGGGCCGAGGCAGCGGCUGCUGCGAUGUCGGGGCUCCCGGGCGCCUUCCCGGUGCUGGUGAGCGGCGACUGGGGCUCCCCCGAGCCCCCCCCGGCCCUCGGCAAGAAGCUGCUCUGCUACUUCCAGAGCCAGAAGCGCUCGGGGGGCGGCGAGUGCGAGCUGCGGGCGGGCGGCGCCGCCGGGAGCGUCCUGGUCUGCUUCGCCCAGCCCGAGGUGCGGCAGCGGGUACUGGACCGGCGCAUCCAUGAGCUGGAGUGGGGGCCUCAGGGGCGGCUGUCGCUGCUGGUCACCGAGCCGCCCACUGACGAGGACGCUGCUCCCGAUGAGGACACUGCUCAGGAGCUGGGACCAGCUGGCGGUGCCAAGGAACCAGCUCUAGUUAAUGAAUCCCAGGUGUCUCUUCCCACCUGCCAGAAUAAGGAGUCUUCUGUGUGCACUCAGCAGGAAAAGACAGAAUCACGUGAGAAACAGAAAGCAGAAAACGCAGCCUCUAGGAAAUCUGUCAUAGUAGUAACCACUGCCCCUGGGGAGGAAAUAGAAGAUGAGAUUGUGGAAAUGUACUUUGAAAAUAAAAACAAGUCUGGUGGGGGGACAAUCGAGUCCUUCGUCAAAAAGGACCAGCAAAUAUUCAUCACCUUUCAGAAUGAGGAAGAUGCCCAAGACGUUUUGCAAAGGAAGCAUCACUUUCUGAAGAAAAUUAAGCUGUUUGUGAAGCCAUGGGAAGUGGAGACUCACCAGGAACCGUGCCAAAUGGAAGACUCUGAAGGAUCCCUGUGUUCCAACGUAGUUGUGCUUGAAAAUGUGCAGGAGACAGUAAAAGACUGUGUGUUAAUUAUGCUGGUAGAGAAUGUCAGUGGCUUGUCAGAGGAAGAGGGUGACUUCAGUGUGGAAAUGAUACCUGAAAUACAUGCUGCUGUAGUUACUUUUACUAGAGAUCCUGUUGCGGGAAAAUUUGCUAAAAAGCUUAAUCAAAACCACAGAGCAAAGCAACAAAAUAUUACUGCACGGUGCCUUGAGCUAACAAGAAGCAUUAGGGCUGAAAAUAUCCCACCUAACACAGCCAGUGACUAUAUAGCCAUCUACUUCGAAAACAAGAAGAAUGGUGAUGCGCAGGUAGUGGAUGUUCAGCAGCUGCCUGAUGAAGAUGCAGCUAUCAUUACAUUCAGUGACCAUAAAGAUGUAACCAAUAUCUUGGCAAAGCAGCAUUCACUCAACAAAACACCAAUCUCUGUCUAUCCUUACUACGUCUCGCUGGGAACAGCUCUGUAUGGAAUGGAAGGGCCACAAAUAAAGAAGCCAGAUUCAAUUACAGUGCCUCUGGAUCGAUUUGUCUGGUAUUACUUGCACAAAAAUAAUAGACUAAUAGAGACAAUAAAUUGUGAAAUGGCAAAAUGUAAUUGUGAGCUAGAAUGGCCUGAACCCGCCUGUGCAGACCCAAAAGUUAUUUUGCAUCCUUCAGCUGCUUUGUCUGAGCAGAAGAGAUUAGCGUCUCGGUUGAUCAAGACAUGGAAUGAAACUGUUUCCACAGCAUUUUCACAUAGCAUAUCAAAGUACAAAGCAAGUAGAUGUCAAGUAAGUGCAGAAGUGUGGGAAGCCAUUAGAAACAGCUUUACUCAAAAUGAAGUUCUGAUACUCCCAUAUAUUUCCCGGGAUUUACUUAUUCUAGUAGGUGAAAAAGAAGUUGUGAAGAAUGUUGAACAAGAACUGAAGUUUCUGGUAGAAAAGGCCACCAGAGAAAUUGAAAGAGAAAAACAAAGAAUUGAAGAAAUAGUGUUCCUGAAUUCUGGGGAAUAUGCAGUUUUACAGAGUAUUGAUCUUGAAGAUAAAGUUCGCACAGAGUUCCCAGCCCUGCAGAUAUCUUAUGAUCAUUCACAGAAGAUCAUUAAUCUGUGUGGAGUGCCUGAGGAAGUUUAUAAAGUAAAAGGAGAAAUAUUAGAUAAUAUACACAGAAUGACAAAGAAAAUAGUUAAUAUCCACCCUUACAUUUACCAAUUUUUAGAGCAUAUUGAUGAUGAAACUCUGUCACAGAGCCUGUUUAUGUCAAAACAUAUUAAUGCCUUUUAUGAGCUUGGCACAGAAGCUAUCAUCUUGAAAGGAACUUCUCCUGAAGAUGUCCAAAAAGCAGCAGAAGAAAUAAAAAAGGAACUGAUCUACAAAUGCAUUGCUUUAGAGGAUGAGUCAGUUCUCCAAAAGACAGAAUGGAAAAUGCUCACCAAGGAAAACUGCUCGAAUGAAGCCAUAAGAGUCACUCAGGCAGAGAGGCAGGUCAUCAUUGCAGGUUGUUCUCAAGCAGUAGAAAAAGCCUAUGAGGAACUUUUUAACUUUAUAGAUGAAAACACGCAAGAACAAAAGGUCAUAGGAGGAAAGCCCAUUGCUGUCAUAAUGUUUUUUGAGAAAGAAAAGGCCAGUGUUUGGGACAAUUUACAACAAAAGGGUGUGAAAGUUGACUUCAGCAUGCAGAAGAAACAUAGAGUUAUAUCCCUGAGUGGACCGAGAAGAGAAGUGCUGAAGGGGGUCGCUUUAGUCCAGCAAAUUCUGUCUGGCCUGCAUUAUAAGCGUCUGGUAAUUGAAGCACCAGGAGCCAAGUCAUAUUUCAAAGAGCGAGAACACUUUUUUGCUGCCAGUGCAAAACAGGAAUUUAAGUGUCUGAUCAGGCUGGAAGAGCCAUCAGAGGUACAGCAGGAGGAACAACAAGAACUCGGUAAUAUAGGCAAGCCUUAUAGGCAGGUCACCUUAGGUGGAAUUGUAAUAGCAGUGAAUAAAGGUAACUUGUGUAAUUACCCUGUGGAUGUUGUGGUAAAUGCAGCUAAUGAAGACUUAAAACACAGUGGUGGCCUUGCUGCGGCACUGUUAGAAGCAGCUGGCCCAGAGCUGCAACAGGAAUGUGACAACCUGUUGAAGAAGCAUGGGAGCUUGCAGCCUGGGUAUGCAGUUAUCACGGGUGCUGGGAAACUCCCCUGCAAGAACGUCAUUCACGCUGUUGGGCCCAGGUGGAGGAAAGAUGAAGCAGAAAAUUGUGUGAGCUUGUUAAGAAAGACAGUGAAGAAAAGUCUACAAAUAGCUGAAACGUACAAUCAUCGUUCCAUAGCUCUGCCUGCUAUAAGUGGAGGGAUUUUUGGCUUCCCACUGGAACUGUGUACGUAUUCAAUUGUAGCCUCCAUCAAGGAGACCUUGGAAGAGUCUAUGGGGGACAGCAGCUUGAAGGAGGUUCAUCUUGUGGGUAUUACACAGGAUAACAUUGAGGCUUUCAGCAAGGCACUGAGUGAAGUGUUUUCAGAUUGUUCACCUUCAAGCAGGUCACUGCAUCAGACCAGUGCAGUUCAUCAGCCUAGGAAAAGCAAAAUUUCUCAAAAUAGCAAGGAUUUCCCAUUGGUAACAACUGAGGAAGGCCUUGACAUUGUGCUGGAAAAAGGAAGCAUUGAAGAUGCUACAACAGACGUUGUUGUCAUCAGUGUUGCUAAAGAUCUGCAGCUUAAUAAAGGGCCACUUGCUAAAGCUUUGCUAAGCAAAGCAGGGCCGAUGCUUCAGAUGAGCUUAAAAGAAGAAGGCCUAGGGAAAACACUUGAGGAUGGAUCUGUGUUGAAAACAGAAGGUCACAAUCUAGUUUGCAGCGUCGUUCUUCAUGCCGUGGUACCUUCAUGGUCUCAGGGACACACAUCUGAAAAGGUCUUGGGCAAUGUCAUCACAAAAUGCCUGGAGAUUGCGGAGGAGCUAUCUUUAAAGUCAAUUACUUUCCCAGCGAUUGGGACAGGGAUUUUAGGAUUUCCAAGGUCUGUUGUUGCUAAAGUGCUGUUUGACAAAGUGUUUGAAUUCAGUAGCAAAAAUAAAGUAAAUUCUCUUGAGGAAGUUCACUUUCUGUUGCACUCAAAAGACACAGCUAAUAUUCAGAAAUUCUCAGAGGAACUUGAGAACAGAUGUGGUGUUAAAAUGCAGAAGACUUCUACAAAUAAUGCUAGCGCAGCUUCCCCUGGUGACUCUUCAUCCCCAGCACUGAAUGUGAAUGAAAUGACAAUUGGCUCCAUCCUGUUCCAGGUGGUGGAAGGUGAUAUUACCAAGGAAGAUGGAGAUGUCAUCGUAAACAUAACAAACCAAACCUUCGACCUCAGAAGAGGAGUCUCUAAAGCAAUUUUGAGUGGUGCUGGAACAGCAAUUGAUCAAGAAUGUGCUCGACUAGCCUCACAACCUAACAAGGGCUAUAUCACCACCGAGGGAGGAAGACUGCCGUGCAAAAAAAUAAUUCAUUGUAUCGCUCAUGAUGAUAUCAAGAUGAUAGUCUCCAAAGUGCUUCAGGAGUGUGAAUUACAGCAGUACACCUCUGUCACCUUUCCAGCAAUUGGAACAGGUGAGGCAGGCCUUGAUCCAGCUGUAGUAGCUGAUGACAUGAUAGAUGCAGUAACUGACUUUGCAAGAAGUAACUCUGCUCCAUCUCUGAAAACUGUUAAAGUUGUCAUCUUCCAGCCACAUCUGCUGAGUGUGUUCCAUGCAAGCAUGCAGAAGAGAGGACAUUCUGCUAAAAAAACAGCCAAAUUAUUGUAUUCCAAGAUCAAGUCAUGGUGGAACUCUGAGAAAUGUGACGCAAAGGGAAAAACCAAACCACUUUUGGAAAAGAAAAUUGACGUGGCUGUUGUGCAGAUUUGUGGUGAAAACAAAAAGAAAGUGGAAGAAGCUGAAAACUGGUUGAAAAAUGCAAUUUUAAAGGAUCAGUUUCAAACAGAAAUCAAAGAAGAAUCUAUCGCUCAUUUUGGUGAAAGAGAGAGUAAGGAACUGCAUGACCUACAAAAGAAACUAAAAAUUGAACAUUUGGAUAGUACCUCUAUCCGAAUUUCAGGUGUUGAGAAAGAUGUCUGGAUGGCUUAUUCAGCUAUUCAAGAAAUGAUCCACAGGGUAAAAGCUGCUAAACAGGAAGAGUUCAGUGCAGAACUUCUACAAAACCUAAUUGAGUGGAAGUAUUUUGAAAAGGAUUCCUAUGUGCCCUUCGACAGCCUCACAAAUAUGCAAUUGGAAAAUGCUUUCCUGAGCAAGCAAGAAGAUAUUCUGGUCACCAUUGAUAAGAAAAAAUACACAGUGAAUAUAGAAGGUAGAUACGCUGUGGAUGAGCAAGGAAAACAAAGACCGGUUAGACGUAUUGAUAAAUGUGAAGAUCAAGACUCAACAGUGCUCCCUGCAACAUGGGACGAUAUGGAAAACGAGCGACUCAAAGUAGUGAAACUGAAACCAGAAACAAGAGAAUAUAAAGAUGUGCAGGAAAAGUUUCUGAAGACCUGUCACUCAUCAAAAAUUGAAAAGAUUGAAAGGGUGCAGAACCCAUAUUUUUGGAAGGCCUACCAAAUAAAAAAGUGUGAAAUGGACAAAAAAAAUGCCAGCAAAAAUAAUGAGAGGUUUCUGUUUCAUGGGACAAGUAAGGAGUCGUUAACCUUAAUUAACAACCAAGGAUUUAACCGGAGCUAUGCUGGGAUGCACGCUGCAAACUAUGGAAAUGGAACGUACUUUGCUGUUAAUGCCAGCUAUUCUGCCAGCAAUACCUACUCCAAACCAGAUGCGGAUGGGAAGAAGUACAUGUACUUGGCUCGAGUCCUGGUUGGCGAAUAUUCUCAGGGGAUAAAAGGAUCAAUUACUCCAGCAGCAAAAAAUGCUGGUAACUCUAUAGAUCUAUUUGAUAGUUCAACUGAUAAUGUGAACCAACCAUCCAUGUUCAUCAUAUUUAAUGACAUUCAGGCUUACCCAGAAUACCUUAUCACUUUCACUAAAUAAGCAUUUUGAUUGCAGGCAAGAUUGUAUGUCUUUUAGCCUUUAUGAAGGACAGAAAUGCAAUAAAAUAUACAAUGAAAAGAAAUAGUUUUAUCACCUGGAUUUUUUAAAGCUUGGUUACAUUUAAGCAACCUCUGACAAUUUUUGAUAGCACGGAAAUGGACUGCUUGUUAACACUUGGAGCAGCUGAGCAUAUAUAACGCUCGAGCUCAAUAUUCUACUGAAAACUGUUAUUAGGUUAAAUAUCAAGCCUUUAUAUUGUAUUAGCCUUUUCCUGCAGCCUUAUGGCCAUCCUCGUUGCACUAGGAGGUGGCAAGUGGUGGAGGGGACUGAAAAGGCUCUUCUUUCAGCCACUGACCACUUGAUGUUGUAUUUCUGAUUGCUUCUUACAGUCUGCAAAUGCCAGUCUGCAUCAUGAAUGGUGGCACAGUGAUUUUCAAUAAACAAACUAAUUGUAGUUAAUG